AUGGCUGUCGCUCUCCAAGCCCUCCGCCGCAGCCGCCCCCUCCUCCUCGGGCUCCUCCCCCACCCCUCCCCUCUCUCCACAUCCUCCUCACCUCCCGACAUCCGCGAGCUCCUCCGCAUCGACCGCAUCCUAAACUGCCCCUCAGCCGCCGGCGGCGGCGGCGGCGGUGGCCAACCCUCGCAACCCCAGCAACACCCACGCGCCGCCAUCGACCUGCACCAGCUCCUCCACCGCGCCGCCGGCCUCACCGCAGCGGAGUCCGCAUCCCUCCUCCGCCGCCUCCCCGGCGCCCACGCCCACCCGCACCCCCGCCUGGGCCGCCUCCUCCACGAGCUCGCGGGCCUCCGCCUCCCUGGGGGCGAAGUCAAGGCCGCCCUAGCGUCCGACCCGGAAGGCCUUCUCUCCAUGGACCCCGGCGAGCCGUCCCGCCUCCUCGACCUCCUGCGCAACCUCCGGUGCCGGGAGGCGGUGAGGGACCAGAUCCUCGCCCACGGCCCGCUCCGAGCUGCCGUCGCCGCCCGGCGGCGGGUGGAGCUCCUGCGCGCGCGCGGGAUGACCCGCCACGACGCCCUGCGCGUGCUCGCCGCCGAGCCGCGGGCGAUGCUGUAUUCGACGCAGGACGUGGAGAGGAAAGUGGAGUACUUGGUGGAAACGAUGGGAUUCGAGGUCGGGUGGCUAGUGCAGUAUCCGGAGUUCCUGGGCGUGAACCUAGAAAGGUGGAUCAUCCCGCGGCACAAUGUGGUGGAGCACUUGAAAUCCGUCGGCGGGCUUGGGGACCCUGUGGAGAUGAAGCACUAUGUUACGCUCACCCGCAGGAGGUUUUACAACAUGUUUGUCAAGCCGUACCCGGAGUGUGAGAGGAUCUUUGGGGGCCUGGUCAGGGAGAGGUCCGAGACGGCGAGGCGGCGACAUCCGACCGGGCUAUGGAAACUGUUUAAGCCGGCGAAGCAUGAGAGAACUCAGGAGGAUGUGCAGAACAUGAAGCUUCUUGUGGGAUCACUUAAAUGA
Molecule: messenger RNA, 1008 nt
Organism: Miscanthus lutarioriparius
Lineage: Eukaryota; Viridiplantae; Streptophyta; Magnoliopsida; Poales; Poaceae
Source: the annotation of a GenBank genome assembly